AUGCCAAACAUAAACUUGGACCGCCCGUCGACGGCCCACCUACGGCGUGGAUUGCUUAUGGAGCCUGUAGAACGUAAAACACGUAGACGAGCAUCUCAUCGUCUCAGUGGCGGUAACUCGUCUGGAGGCUCGGACCCUCUAUCCAAGACACGCACAAGACCGCCUGUUCGGCGAGGCUCGUUUGAUAUCUCGUUUGAGGAUGAAAAUGGUGGUCUAGACAUGCCAGAAACGUCUCUCUGGCACGAUGCACCUCUCUUUGUCGCCAUUUUACCUUCUCUUGGAGCCUUCAUCUUCGGGACAGAAUACAUUCAGGAUAUCAUCUUGUUUCUCUGCGUGUGCUGGUAUCUUCACACAUGCAUUCGGCUGCCAUGGCAGCUCUACGAGCUCUCUCGCCCACGCCCCUUGACCAAGCAGGCACGAGAUAAUAUGACACCCGCACAAAUCGCAGCACAAGAGGCUCUUAAAUGGCGGUCGUUCACCUACCUCACCAUUGCAAUCGUCGCACCUUUUGCUGGCUUCUUCUUGAUACGAAAGAUUCUCGAAUCCGUAGGGGCCACCAACGAAGGCCCGUAUAUUACGUACUUUCAUGGGACUCUGUUCGUCUUGUUUGGCGGCGUCCGGCCAAUCAACCACGCCGCUUCUUUACUCGCCGGUGGAACCCGCGAACUACAAGGCAGGGUUCAUCACCCACCCAAAAACUCUGAAUCAGAAGAACUCGAGAUGAAAGUGGAGCGGCUCGAGAUGCUAGUGGCCAUGCUCACCGAGAAAUUCAAGGAGACUGAGUUGGCAAAGCUCGAAGACACUACCAAAAAACAGCAGGGUAUGCUAGAAGUUCAAGACAGCUUUGAAAAGACAGCAGCCAGACUAGAGAGUGGAGCGCGACGACGAGAGAAGAAGGCAGACAUGGCGAUGGAGCUACUUGAUCGACGCAUCGAUGGGCUGGAGAGGCAGUAUGAUGCGAUACUCACAGCCACUAAAGAGCGUAUCUCGACGAACGGCCACCAUAAGCAUGGUGGGGAAUCGAUCCUUCGGGCGCUCUUGCUACGAUGGCUCGACUGGAUUGAGGAUCUCUGGAAUGCCUUGAAACCGCGGCGAUUUUCUUCGGGCCCGAUAUCCCCAAACGGGUCGCGGACGGAUGUGAGGAGGGGUAUAGGCUUCGGCGUCGCGCGAUCUUCGAACUCAAACCUUGGUUCUUCGCAGCGACGAAGAUCAUACGAUGCGCCAGGUCCCAAUCUCGAUACUGUUAUGGAAGAAGAACUCGAGGUCGACCCGGCCCCCGAUCGUGACGCUGGAGUGGGCAACGACAGCAGCCCCGGGGUGACCGUUGCUCCGCGCGGCAUUCGGAAAAGGAGCCACCUUCCAGGGUCAUUUGACCCCAAACUAUGGCUUCUAGUAACGGCGCUGGCACAUUUGUUCGUAUCCCGGUCGACAAUGGUACCAAACGCGAUGGAAGCAAGAGGCGUGCAGUCUCGAGCAUCGUAG
Molecule: messenger RNA, 1482 nt
Organism: Serendipita indica DSM 11827
Lineage: Eukaryota; Fungi; Basidiomycota; Agaricomycetes; Sebacinales; Serendipitaceae
Source: the annotation of a GenBank genome assembly